CUACUCCUCUCGAGACAAUUGGAAUUUGGAAGUAUAUUUCCGUUAUUUUUGUUCCCUCCGAAGCACAAAUUGAACCCUUGAGACGCACGAACUACAGACUUCGUCCACAAUUCUACUCAUUCCUCAGAAUUCGAUUAUACUAUUAUGGAAGAAGGAGAUUCAAAGAAGAGUAUUAAGAUGAAGGAAAUGGAAGGAAUUGCAUCAAUAGCAUUACUUCCAUGUGGGUCCAUCUCUGGUCAUUUCAUCCGCCUUUCUCACUCUACUUGCUAUGGCCUUCAUGGCACUGAACUGGCAUGUGAAAGGGAGUGCAGCAGGGGUGAUGACUACCGUUUGAUCAAACUCAACAUCGUUGAUUUCAGUACUAAAAAAGAAGCAACUGUCGUUGUGGAAUGCAAAGGACAUGAUGCUGCCAGAUUUACCAACGUUGAGCAUGCUCAUGGCUGGGGGAAUGAUGUCACCAAUGAAGUUGAACAGAAGCAAAAAAAAAGCAAGAUCAUAAUCUCCUUCGAGUGUGAGACACUUAAGGCUGGUGCAGCAGCGGAAGAACACAUUAGGCAGUUCAUGCCCAAAUUGGCUGGCAUGGAUGCUGUUGUUAACACUGGGAAGAUGACCAUCAAGGGUCUGAACUUCCAUGAACAUGAUGACGAAACUGAUGAUGAGCAGGAUACUUAACUUAUCUGGACUCCCACAGAAUUCUUCUAUGAAGAUAUGAACGGUCCAGUCCAGCAGAAACCUAGUCCUUUUGUUUUUCUAAGACCCCUUUAUUGUUUCUUAGAUGAAUAACUUGUGUAAAUAAAGAGCAAUCUUUUCUUUUUCUGCAGUUUCUAGCUGCUGCAGAUAUCAAGUGACAGUCACAGAAGUUGCUGCCUUUUGAAUAUGCAAGCUACUUUAGUUAUUUCAUAUACCGCGGAGCACGCAUUCAAGGUUUUGCUCGUAUUUGCGAAUUCAUUAAACCCUAUGAUGGCAAAAUUGUUUGAUUAACAGUGGUUUUAUAUGUUCUCUGUGAUGGUACCGACUUGUAUCAGCAGAACUCGAAUGAACAACUUUUUGUGACUGUAGAGAUCAAUGUUAGACAAUAAGCCCCUUAUAUAAGAUCUUCAAGAGAAAAUCUGCCCGUACAA
This is a messenger RNA of Beta vulgaris subsp. vulgaris (sugar beet), 1121 nucleotides long. RefSeq lists its product as hypothetical. The record is from RefSeq and is a predicted model, not a curated record. The coding region runs from base 145 to 672 and encodes 175 amino acids. The transcript has 6 exons. Lineage: Eukaryota; Viridiplantae; Streptophyta; Magnoliopsida; Caryophyllales; Amaranthaceae.